GCUUGCCGCGUCUUUGUCUCACACUCUUUGUUAGCCAUGCCUAGCUUGUUGGUGCUGUCGGGGAUCAUGGAGAAAAACGGGGGCUACGGCGCGGAGCUGGCCGCCUCCAGCUUCGGUACCGAGAGCCUCCUGGUGCCGCCGGACGAGGAGGAAGAGGAGUCGCGGGCGCUGCGGGUGGCGCUCGGCCAGCUCUCGUUGCUCGGGCUCGGGGAAGGCGAGGAGGGCGCCGGAGUUCAGGAGAGGAGCAACAACAACAAUCACAACCACCACGGCCACGCCAACGGUGUCGGAGUAGGAGGUGGUGGUGGUGGUGGUGGUGGAACAGGAGAAAGCGUGAUCCUACAAAGCAAGAGCAAGUUGUGCGCUCUGUACGAGAGCGCUGCUGCUGCUGAGACCAAAACGCGUGGCUGCAACAUCACCGAGUGCGUCCCUGUGCCCAGCUCCGAACAUGUGGCUGAAAUAGUGGGCAGGCAAGGUUGUAAAAUCAAAGCCUUGCGGGCGAAGACCAACACCUACAUCAAGACCCCAGUUCGAGGUGAAGAGCCCGUUUUUCUCAUCACCGGCCGUAAGGAGGACGUGGCACUGGCUAGACGUGAGAUUAUCUCAGCAGCUGAGCACUUCUCUAUGCUGCGGGCCUCCAGAAACAAGCUGGGUGUCUCGUUUAACGGAUCUCCGCCUGCUCUGUUGCCCGGCCAAACCACCAUCCAGGUGCGUGUGCCCUACCGUGUGGUGGGCCUGGUAGUGGGUCCAAAAGGCUCCACCAUCAAACGCAUCCAGCAGCAGACCUGCACGUAUAUUGUGACGCCGAGCCGCGACCGUGACCCCGUCUUCGAGAUCACUGGUUCUCCGGGCAAUGCUGAGCGAGCCCGUGAGGAGAUUGAGGCACACAUUGCCUCACGCACUGGCAGCCUGCACGACCACAACAAUGAGAACGACUGCCUGGGUGCUGAGAGCGGCAUCAAUGGUGUGUCUGAGAGUCGCCUUCAGCAUGCUUGGGGGCUUCAGGGGGGUCAGCGCAAACCGCUCACUAGCAGUUACCGCCAGAAUUUCUCUGAUGCCAUGCUCAGCAGUGGAAGUGGAAGUGUUGGUAUGGGGAUUUACAGCAAGUCCGACUUCCCCAACCCCACCAACGGAGAAAAAACAAGCUCCUAUUUCGGUUCUGAAAGCUCUCAGAGCUGGGGCGACCCAGAUUUUCCCAAACAGGUAGCCUACUAUGUCCAGCAACGCUCCAAGAGCUUCGGGGGCCUGCCUCUGCCCUUGACUAGAUUGUCACCCGGUCUUCCUGAACCUUCUGGAAGCAGCAACGCAGGAUCCACAAGUAUCGGGACUGCCCAGGCACGUCGUGCCCACAGCGAGCCAUCCUCUUCCAGGGAGUGCAUGACCUGCUUUGAGAGCAAGGUAACGGCCGCACUGGUGCCCUGUGGCCACAACCUCUUCUGCAUGGAGUGUGCCAUCCGCAUCUGCGAGCUGAACCAUCCCGAAUGUCCCGUCUGCCACACACUUGUCACCCAGGCCAUCCGAAUCUUCUCUUAAACAAGUUUUUUGGU
Molecule: messenger RNA, 1547 nt
Organism: Trichomycterus rosablanca
Lineage: Eukaryota; Metazoa; Chordata; Actinopteri; Siluriformes; Trichomycteridae
Gene: mex3a
Product: mex-3 RNA binding family member A
Exons: 2
Coding region: 37-1533 (498 amino acids)
Molecular function (GO): RNA binding
Source: RefSeq, a predicted model, not a curated record